Molecule: messenger RNA, 2532 nt
Organism: Fusarium sp. VM40
Lineage: Eukaryota; Fungi; Ascomycota; Sordariomycetes; Hypocreales; Nectriaceae
Source: the annotation of a GenBank genome assembly
AUGAGGGUUUCGACUUUACUCCUCGCAGUUACCACCUGCGUUCUCGCAGAGGACGGCUUGGACGGCUGGCUCCGAUAUGCUCCCCUGCCAGCCAAAUAUGUCUCCAGCCAUGCCAAGUCCCUGCCACGCAACAUUCGGGUUAUUGGUGGCUCCAAGGACAGCCCGCUGCGAAGCGCCGCGUCAGAGCUCCAGAAAGGCUUCAGCGGUAUUCUUGACAUUGACUUGAAGACUGCAACCAACCAAAAGACUUGCGAUUUCUCGCAAACAAUCGUGGUUACCACUGAAGACAACCUCGACAAAGCCUGCCACAGCAAACAGUCUCACCCCAAGCUUGAAGAGGAUGGCUACUGGCUAAGUACCUCCGGCGACUCUGUCAAGAUCAUCGGACAGAAUGAGCGUGGUGCUCUUUACGGUGCUUUUGAGUACCUCUCCAUGCUUGGACAGGGCAACUUCAAGAAGGUGGAGAAGGCUUCAAACCCCAGUGCGCCCAUUCGGUGGGCAAACCAAUGGGACAACCUCAACGGAAGCGGUACCCACGGUCCCAUUGAAAGAGGAUACGGCGGCCCUUCCAUCUUUUUCGACGGUAUCAAGAACGUCAAGAAGGAUCUCUCGCGCGUGCCUCUUUUCGGUCGCCUUCUUGCUUCUAUCGGAAUUAACGCUGUUGUUAUUAACAACGUCAACGCCGAUGUGCGCCUCUUCAACAAGGAGAACCGAGACGGUCUCGUCGAGAUCGCCGACCUUCUUCGUCCAUGGGGUGUCCAAGUUGGCCUUUCCCUCAACUUUGCCUCGCCCAAUCUGACUGGUGAUCUUGACACCUUUGAUCCCCUUGACAAGAGAGUGGUCAAGUGGUGGCACGACUUGACGGAUGGUCUCUACGAGCGCAUUCCCGAUAUGGCCGGAUAUCUGGUCAAGGCCAACUCCGAGGGACAGCCCGGGCCUAUCACAUACAACAGAACUUUGGCUGACGGUGCCAACAUGUUUGCCAAAGCCCUUGAGCCUCAUGGUGGUGUCGUCAUGUUCCGAGCUUUUGUCUAUGAUAAGCUUGACUGGACUGACUGGAAGGCGGAUCGCGCCAACGCUGCUGUGGAGUUCUUCAAGGAGCUUGACGGAAAAUUCGACGACAACGUCGUGGUUCAGGUCAAAUACGGUCCCAUUGACUUCCAGGUCAGAGAGGCCCCCAGUCCGUUAUUCGCUCAUCUUCGAAACACCAAUGCUGCGAUCGAACUACAGAUCAGUCAAGAAUACCUAGGCCAGCAGUGCCACCUUGUCUAUCUCCCACCCCUUUGGCGAAAUAUCCUUGAUUCCGAUCUUCGUAUCGACGGCAAGAAGUCUCCUGUGCGAGACGUGGUCUCUGGAAAGGUCUUCAAGCGCCGUCUGGGUGGAUACGCCGGAGUCACCAACGUCGGCACAGACAAGACCUGGCUGGGAAGCCACCUUUCCAUGUCGAACCUUUACGCCUUUGGCCGCAUGGCUUGGGAGCCUACCUCGGAUCCCCAGGCGAUUCUAGAGGAUUGGACUCGAUUGACCUUUGGCCUGGAUGACAAGGUCCGCAAGGCUAUCACGGAUAUGUCUAUGGCUUCUUGGCCUGCGUAUGAGAGUUACACCGGCAAUCUCGGUACCCAGACCUUGACCGACAUUCUCUAUGCUCACUAUGGUCCUAACCCGGCUUCGCAAGACAACAACGGAUGGGGCCAAUGGACCAGAGCUACACGCACCCACAUCGGAAUGGACCGUACCGUCAGCAACGGCACAGGAAACGCAGGCCAAUAUCCUGCUGAAGUAGCCGAGCGAUACGAAAAGCCUGAAACUACUCCCGAUGACCUCAUGCUCUGGUUCCAUCACGUUCCGUAUACCUUCAAGCUCCAUUCCGGCAAGACAGUCAUUCAACACUUCUACGAUGCCCACUACGAAGGUGCAAAGACUGCUCAGACAUUCCACAAGACCUGGGACUCCCUCAAGGGCAAGGUAGACAAGGACCGAUUCGAGCACGAGAUGUUCAGACUCAAGUACCAAGCCGGCCACUCUAUCGUGUGGAGAGACGCUAUUAGCGAAUUCUACCGCAAUUUGUCUGGAAUCGCUGAUACAAAGGGACGUGUCCGCAACCACCCGUACAGGAUUGAGGCGGAGAAGAUGGAGCUCGACGGAUACCGCCCAGUCAACGUCACCCCUACGGAGACCGCCUCCAAGUAUGUUGCUGUGUACACAGACAGCACUGGCACAGCUUCCACAACACUGAAAUUCCCCAAGGGUACUUAUGACAUCGCCGUUAAUUACUACGAUAUUGUCAAGGGCAAAGCUACCUGGGCUCUUUACCUUAACAACCGAUUGAUCGGUAAGUGGGUUGGCGAUAACGAGGAAAGACUGGGCCAUUGGCCGAGUGAGUUCCUCGACGGGCACUCUGCCAUACGAAUGACAUUCGAGGGAGUCAAGAUCAAGCCAGGCGAUAAGCUGGUGGUUAUCGGAAAGGCUGAUGGUGCGGAGAAAGCUGCCUUGGACUAUAUUUCGGUCUUGCCGCAGGGUGUUGUUGACUAA